AUGUCUUACCAGAUUCAAGCUAUAAUUGAUGGAAAGAUCGACUUUGAAGGCCAAGAAUUGGUGGAGACAACAAUGCACUAUGCGCUCGUUGGAGCGACGGCGUUUUCGUUUGUAGCCGGAUAUGUGACUCAGUCACUUCAGAUAUGCUUUGGCUCAUUCACCCUUGCCACGUUGGCUGUGAUGCUUGCAUUUGUACCACCAUGGCCAUUCUUGAAUCGUAACCCUCUUAAAUGGAGGAAAUCAAAAGGAAAGGGCGAAUAA
This is a messenger RNA of Rhizoctonia solani, 261 nucleotides long. RefSeq lists its product as uncharacterized. The record is from RefSeq and is a predicted model, not a curated record. Lineage: Eukaryota; Fungi; Basidiomycota; Agaricomycetes; Cantharellales; Ceratobasidiaceae. The coding region runs from base 1 to 261 and encodes 86 amino acids. The transcript is spliced from 4 exons. Gene Ontology annotation, cellular component: signal peptidase complex; endoplasmic reticulum membrane. Gene Ontology annotation, biological process: protein targeting to ER.